AUGGAGACGGGAGGCGACAAAGCCGAUGAGUCGCAGGAGCAGCGCAUCGCCGCACGCCGACAGCGCGUCUUAAAGAUGAUGCGCUGCAUGAACGGAGAUGGCGACGAGAUACAAAACACUAUAACAGUGGAAGAGGAUGAUGCACCAAAAGAUUUGGGAGGGCAACGCAUUCAAGAGGUACGUGAAGAGAUGGCGGAGGUUUAUAAUAAAGCGCACAGCGCGUUAACCAACUGGGAUGUCGCUGCAUGUGCAAAUGAAAGUGAUCGUCGGAGCCGUGAAGAAGUUGCACUGAUAGAGCGCCGGAAGAAGCGGGAGGAAGAUGCGGAGGAAAACGAAGCCCGGAGCGGUGCAAUUCAAUUAAGGUUCGAGUCUAUUUAUAAACUGGACGUCCCCCACGACAUGCAGCGCGCCCUCGACGACCAACAGAAGAGCUGCGAAGAGGUGAUUGCAGUAAAGGAUCGUCUCAUCGAGGCCCUCCGGUUACAGUUAGAAGAACGGGAGGAAGAGUUCGUAGUGGCGUUGCGACGGAACGCAGAGGAUGUAAGAAGUCUUAUCGAGGAGAUGCGCAAUCAGACGGAAAAGUAUCUAGACAGCUACACGCGCAAGCUUCGGGAAGUGGAGAGCACGUACGAGCAGGAACGGCAGGGCCGUAUCGCAAAAUAUAAUGAGGAGAUUCAGCAACUCAUGAAGGUACGCCGCACACGCGAGACGGAGUACCGUAAGAAGAGGGAAGCAAAGAUUUUAGAGGCGCAGAAGAAGAUGGAUGACAAGCACUGCGACAGUCGAGAGGAGUACAACGAGAUUAAGCGGGAGCAUUUGAAGGAGAUUCAUUCCCUAAUGGAGGAACUUGAGCGGUGUAAGGCGGAGUUUCUCCUCAAUGGGGAGCGGUUGAGCUAUAACCUACAGGUACUUCGCGAGCGCAUAAAGGAAAACAAAAACACACAGACUCUGAACAAGAGAAAGUUGGCGCGGUUGCAGGACACGUUGAGCUCCCUCGUUUCCCGCUACGCAGAGUCUGAGAAGCGAUACCAACGCGCUAACAAGGACCUCACUGCCCAGCUGCAUCGUGUUGCAGGACAGUACCGUGACCUACAGAGAAAAUUUCAGUUAUUUGAAAAAGCGGAUAGGGAGAAGUACCGUCGGUUGUGGCGAAUGCAUGAGGAGAAAAACACUCAGUUGGUGCAGAAAUGCCUUCAGGCAGAUCGUGUUAUAUUUGAAGAUAUUCUCGGCAUGCCGUGGAAACCCCCGGAGUUGAACUACUGGCACGAAGAUCAGUUGACGAAUGUUGUGGAGGAAGAAGACGCCGUUAGUAGUGACGAAGAAAUUGAACUGUCCGAGGAAGCCGUUAUGCUGCUCGGGAUCCUGAAACAACAGGCACCGUUUAUUGCGGACAACAAUGUAUUAGAGGCGAUUGAAAUGGUUAAUGGGAUAACUGAAGAGCGGGCUAACAUUGAGGCCAUUCUCUCCACACUGCAAAUACGCACGACUGAGGAAAUGGAAGAUAUGUUACAGUUCUUCAUUGUCGACGAUGAGGACGGAGAAGCAACCCUCAUCAGUCCACAGGACGCUGUUAGUGCGCUCCAGGCGUUCCUCAAUUCCCGAACGCAGAAACAAGCACAAAAAUUAGAGAGCCAGAAACAAUCUGACAAGAAAAACACGCAGACAGAGAAGGCAAAGCAAGGGGAACGGCAGCGCAUAGCGGAGAAGGAGUAUUGGACACGUAUGGGCGACUCCGUGCCAGUGGAUCACCGACGGGUUUGGGGAUUUCUUGAGAAGGGACUUGACCGUUACCUUAAACAGUUAAAGCAGCGCAAAGCCUUGAUUGAACAAACGGAUAGCCUUCGCGCGCACAACGCAGAGCUGUGUGAUCUUCUUGGUCAGUACGUCCAGCGAGGCGCCAACUUCCAGUUGAACAUGCCACCAAAGCUGUUGUUGGAAACCCGUGCCCAUACCUGA
This is a messenger RNA of Trypanosoma brucei brucei TREU927, 1956 nucleotides long. RefSeq lists its product as hypothetical. Gene Ontology annotation, cellular component: axoneme; axonemal dynein complex. Lineage: Eukaryota; Euglenozoa; Kinetoplastea; Trypanosomatida; Trypanosomatidae. Bases 1 to 1956 code for a protein of 651 amino acids. The record is from RefSeq and is a predicted model, not a curated record. The transcript has a single exon. Gene Ontology annotation, biological process: regulation of cilium movement; cilium-dependent cell motility; axonemal dynein complex assembly.